Cotesia glomerata is the source of this 1406-nucleotide messenger RNA. RefSeq lists its product as uncharacterized. Bases 147 to 1406 code for a protein of 419 amino acids. The transcript is spliced from 5 exons. Lineage: Eukaryota; Metazoa; Arthropoda; Insecta; Hymenoptera; Braconidae. The record is from RefSeq and is a predicted model, not a curated record.
UUGAAAGACUUCCAAUAAUCUUAUCAGGUGUUAAUACUCAGCAAUUAUUAGGAGUACCUAAGCUUGAUCGUGGGACUGGGUUAAAUCAAGCUAUCGCUAUCAAGGAAAUUAUAAAUGAAUGGAACAUCUUGGAUCGUAUUAAAGCAAUGUGUUUUGAUACUUGUCCUACAAACACAGGAUCUGAUAAAGGAACAUGCAGUCGCUUAGAACAAAUGCUAAAAAAGCCAUUACUAUAUUUGGCAUGUCGACAUCACAUAUAUGAGUUGAUUUUGAGAAGCGUUGUUGAAGUUGUUUGGCCAGGAUCAAAUUCUCCUAAUGUACCGAUUUUUGUACGGUUCCAAAACUCUUGGAAGAACAUAGACCAAACAAAGUAUGAGACUGGUAUUCAAGAUUCCAUUAUAAAUAAAGAAGUUCACGGUAAAAAAGACGAAAUAAUUAGUUUCAUCGUAACUGAACUGCAGAAAAAGCAUGACAGAGAUGAUUAUAAAGAGCUUUUGGAAUUAGUGUUAAUAUUCUUAGGUGGUACUCCGAAAAACGGGAUCAAACUUAGAGCUCUAGGACCAAAUCAUCAUGCAAGAUGGAUGGCUAAGGCUCUAUAUGCUUUAAAAAUCUUCAUUUUUAAAAAACAGUUUAUAGUCAAUGCAACUGAAGUAAAUGGACUGAGAUAUGUCUGCUUAUUUCUAGUUAAUUUCUACACGGUUUCAUGGUUUAAUGCACCUUCUGCGAUAAAGUCAUCCUAUCAAGAUUUGAAUCUGAUCAAAAAUCUUUAUGAAUUCCGUUCUGUCCAUAAAAAAAUGUCUGAAGCAGCAACGGUGACAUUUUCAAGACACUUAUGGUACUUGUCAGAAGAGUUGGUCGGGUUAGCUUUGUUUGAUGACAGAGUUUCCUUACAUGCUAAGAGACAAACCGUAACUGCAAUAAAAACGCGAGAAAGUAAUGCUUCGAAUUCAAAAAAAUUUAUCGUCAAAGACUAUCAAUUACCGUAUCAAUUUAUGGACAAGGAUCCAGAGCUCUGGGCAUUUGAUCAAGAUUAUCUACAUUGCAAAUCUGUGUUUUCAGACUUAAAAGUUGUCAACGAUCUCGCUGAAAGAGGUGUUGCAUUAAUCCAGGACUACAACAACUGCUUAACGAGAAACGAAGAACAAAAACAAUAUUUAUUUUCCAGAGCCAUGCGAGAUUUAAGAGCACGAAGAUCAAACGAACAAAUUCAAGAAGACAAUGCAAAUUUGCGUGCGAGAGUGUCGCAGUUACGUGAACAACGAUCACAAGAGGCACGAGAUGAACGAAAUCAACAAAGACAACUAGAACGAAGACAAACUCGCAGACUCAUAGUCGACAGACAUAGAGGAAUUGACCAACAACGCCAACAAGUUCAUCGAGCAUUUACGUCAAAUUCAUUUCUUUGA